GCCGCCGCCCCGCCCCGCCAUGCCGCAGCCGUAGGCAGCCCGCGGCCGCUCGCAGCCCUCGGCCUCCGCGGCCUCCGGGCCGAUGGGCAGCCUGCUGAGCGGGGUCAGCUUCAAGGAGCCCACCACGGUGGAGGACUGCGACUCCACCUGGGAGACCGACUCGGAGCCCGAGGCGGCGGAGCCGCGGCGGCAGGAGGGGGUGUGCGCCGCCGCGGGAGGCGGGGAAGAGCCGCCCGCCGCCGACUGCCGGCCCGGGGAGCCGCCGCCGGCCCCGCCAGCGCGGCGGGACGCGGAGCGGCCGGAGGCGGACGCCGCCAGCCCCGAGCAGAGUGGUGAUGGAACUGAGCUGACAGCCAAGCCAAAGAGAAGCUUCUACGCAGCAAGAGAUUUAUACAAGUACCGACAUCAGUAUCCACAGAACUUUAAAGAUCUUCGUUAUCAAAAUGACCUGUGCAAUCUCCGGUUUUACAAAAAUAAAAUCCCAUUUAAACCUGAUGGGGUUUAUAUUGAAGAAGUCCUAAAUAAAUGGAAAGGAGACUACGAAAAACUGGAACAUAACCACACUUACAUACAGUGGCUUUUUCCUCUAAGGGAACAAGGUCUGAACUUCUAUGCUAAAGAAUUAACUACAUAUGAAAUUGAGGAAUUCAAGAAAACAAAAGAAGCAAUUAGAAGAUUCCUUUUGGCUUACAAAAUGAUGUUGGAGUUUUUUGGAAUAAAACUAAUUGAUAAAACUGGAAAUGUAACACGAGCUGCUAACUGGCAAGAAAGAUUUCAGCAUUUGAAUGAGUCUCAACAUAACUACUUGAGAAUCACUCGAAUUCUGAAAAGCCUCGGUGAACUUGGAUAUGAGAGUUUCAAAUCUCCUCUGGUAAAAUUUAUUCUGCAUGAAGCUCUUGUGGAAGACACCAUUCCCAACAUUAAGCAAAGUGCUCUAGAAUAUUUUGUGUAUACUAUCAGAGACCGAAGAGAAAGGAGGAAACUGCUGAGAUUUGCCCAGCAACAUUAUACACCCUCAGAACAUUUUAUCUGGGGACCCCCAAGAAAACAGAAGUCAGAGGGAAGCAAAGCAAAUAAAAAGCCAGCAUCUCCAGUUUCUAUUCCCAAUAGUCAUAUUUCUAAGCAUAAGAAAAUGAAGGAACCUAAGAAUACAUUGGCAAGUGGAAGUUCAGCUGGUAAAAUAACUGAAGAAAGAAAGAUAGAAUUCACAAAAAAUGGGGAAGAAAAUUAUAACGAUGAACAAGAAGUGAACUGUGAUGCUGUUAGGCAGAACAACAGUGAAAAGAACAGUGACACUGAUACUAGUCAGCUUUCAAAAUCAGAAGAAGUUCAUGAUAAUUCAGACAGAAAGGAGGACACUUCUUAUUCCAAAAAAGAUGGUGAAAAUCUGAACAAUGACUGUGGUAACGGUGAAAAUCUGAACAAUGACUGUGGUAAUCACCCAGAUGUUAUAGAGGAAGAUUUAUGUAACACUGAGAAUUCUUCAAAUGACCCAUCAGCAGAUCUACAAGAUAACCUUGAUAAGGAUACACUUUCAGGGGUGACCACCACAAAAACUAAGGAUGAGCUCAAACCAUGAAUCUGAGAUUUAAAAAAAUCUUUGUUUCACUUUGAAUGAAGCAAAUAAUUAAUUGCUUCUUAAUUUUGGUUGAAAUUUCCAUCUAAUGUAAGUUCACAAGCUAUGCUUGUUGCAAAUGCAUCAGAUUAGGCUUCUGUUAGGUUAAUGAUUUUUUUUUUCAACCUCAGUUUAUCAGCAGUCAGCCAGGUGUGUCUCUUUAAAACAAUUGUGCAUAUUGGAAGCUAAGAAAUUAAUUCUCUUUUCCAGACAGAUUGCACAGAAAAGCUUAUCUAAUUUUUAAAAUUCAUCCAGUAUUGAAAAAAAAAAUAAAUAAAGUGUAACAACUAAAAAGCCUUGGAACAUCAGAAUUCUAAAGUUUCCUUUAAGUUUGCUUUAAAUUUUGUUUUCCAUUUAGGAAAUUACUAGAAAUUAUUUCAAAAUCACAGUUUUUUACCCUAGUGGUUAUUUUUUUUAGUAACUAUGGUCUUGAUUAAUAGUGGUAUUUGCACAGUGUCUUUUAGCCUAGAUUAGCAUCUUUGUUGGAGGCACUUAACAAUGGAUAGCAUAUAUCAUGUUCUGUACAGCUGGGAAUCACUGUACAUUGAAUAAAAUUUUUAACUUAAAAAGAAACUGUAUCCACACCUUUUGGAUACGGAAGCUGCACUUCAGACUUCCUUUAGUCCCUGUUAAAUUCUCCCUUCUCUUGACUCAUUUGUUACAGCUAAUCUGGGGGGAGGGAUCUGUUAGAUCUCUCAAAUUUGGUCUCAGUUUGAAAGCUCUCUGUUACUCAGCUGUAGUAAGACGACUCCCCCAGCUGCGUUCAGCACCUGGAAAGACUCUGGACUGCUGAAAAGCAUGUCUUUCCUCAGAGCACUGCCUUAUCAGCAAAGCCAUCAGAGAAAAGGUCACUAGGCAUGGCAAGUUGGAUCUUACUUGUACUUGGAUGUUUCCUGGCCACUUUUGGGUAGAAUCUGCACAAUGCAGUCACCUGUUGCUGGUCUCAGAGACAAAGGCAGUCCUGAUGCUUCUUUCCAGAUGUCUGUUUCCUCUCUUUGCUCUCUAUCAUAAGUCUCUCGCAGUUUUAUGUUAUUUUGAUAAGCAGCAUAAGCUUAAGGAAGGCCAGUCUGUGGGCCAGGCUGGAGCCCAACAAGUAAGAAUUUCACUAUUAAGAUGUUUCCCAGCUUCUACCAAAGAACUUUCUGCUCUCCCUGAGUAGCUUCUUCUGAUUUUCUGCUGUUCAAGUCAAAUGGUAGUAGCCGGCAAGUUAGUUGUGUAGAACAUGAAUUAAAAAAUAAUGCAGGUACAAUUCAAACGUCCUACAGUUCUAAAAUACUUAAAAACUUCUGUAUGGAUUUUCUGUUUAAAGGUGUACAUAAUAUCCACUGCCUUUAAUGUAUUGCUAAUUAAAGAUUACAAGGCAAGAGGCUGACUACAGUUUUAGUGUUAAAAUGCUACAGGACUUUAUUCAAGUCUUAUAACUCUAAAUUAUUAAUUUAUCAGGGAUUUCAGAGCAUAGACAAAAUAUCUUGUAUUCUGUUUUGCUAAUGCCCAUCAUGGCAAUGCAUCAUCUUUUUUUUUUUCUCCAGGUAGUGCUGGUUCUUGGGAUCAAAUAAAGUGGUAGUUAGGGAUCUUGAUACCUAUGGAAAAAAAUUAGGCUCUUUCCAUCCUAAAGAAGCAGAGAAAAAGAAAGAUGUAUUUCUUCUUCAGUGCUGACUUGUGAGGGAAGGAACUUAAUAUAUGUGGAUUUUUCUUUAGGUAUUAAGUCUGUCUGAGCAGAAAUGUCCCAGAGAAUUCCAGCCACCACCUUUUUAAGGCCAGAAAGAUCCUGAGAAGCUUUUCACAAUUCCCUGGACAUAAACUGGGAUCCCCUUCUUGGUGUUUGCCUCUGACCUUCAGAACAGAAGGGGGAGGAAGUGCUGUGAUAAAACUGGUCUGUAUAGUUAAGGACUCUGCCCCUCCAUGUAUGCAAAGGGAAGACAUUUCAUUUUCUGCCUACGACUUCUUCAGUCUUGAGUGCCUAACUGUGCAAACUUCAUGAUGUUGUUCUUACAUAGUUAUUUUUCGAGUAUCAUAGGAAAAAUUGAUACCUUGUGUCUAAGGAACAUAACUACAGCAUAAGAAGCUACACAGAACCUUCAAUUUAUGAACUUUAGUAUUAAUUUUAAACACUUUACAGAAAAUGCAGAGUACUGAAGUGAAAUAAGGGAUGACAGAGGUGUUGUAUUUAUCAGUGACCUCAGGAGGUCUUUUGUCUACUGAACAAAAAAAAAGAGAAAUCUUACCUGAUUUUAAACAAAGUUCUUGGGAUGUGCCUCCAGAAGAUUACUCUGCAGUAUUCUAUUAUCAUGACAUAUCUCUCACUUCAACAUUCUUACUGGGCUGUCUGCAUUAAGGGGUUCAAGGUAUCUGAAAAUAUUGUCAAGAACUUUGGUACUUAUACCUGUAUUAACUUAGCAAAUUUUGUUUUCAUCUGCAACUCAAUAUAUUUCUCUCAGUUUUCACAGAAGAGCAGUGGCAUAUCAGUUGCCUACAAAGACCUAUGGGGACUAUGUAAGUGAGGGUUUUUGUGUCAGGUGCCUCCUGCACUCUCUAAGCCUUGUUUUAUAACUUUAUCAACAGAAUUCCUCCCACGGAACACUUCAGCUUUAACUAAAUUCUGCUCUAUGUAAAAUGUGACAAUUUAUCAUUAUUUUCAUAGUGAAAUUGUUUCUUCUGAUUUUGCAAGUACUUAAAAGAAGGAUUUAUUGCAGGGCAAUCAUACAGUGUAGUGUUGUCCCAUUGAAAUUUGUGAGGAUCAAGUGGGUGCACUGUAUGCAUUUUUGUUAAAGAAUCAUGGCCUUAGCAAACAGAAGCACCCUGUGCUUAAAGUUUCUAAGUAUUGGUUUUCAGGUUUACAGUAUAUAUACAGUACAUAUGUGUGUUGAAAUGAUUGUAUUCUCAUAGAUGCCAGUACAUAGUUGGUUAACCAUUGCUUCAGUAACUGAGGGUAUGCAAAGAAAGUCAAGUAAUUUGCUUACUGUUAAAUUUAUUUUUGUUUUGCUAUAUGCUAAAGUAUUCAGGGAUUUUUGUGUACUUAUUACAAUAGUGUAUUUUGGCCCAGUGUUAGACUAGAAUCUGAGCUGUUUGUAUGUUGAUUGAACAGAACCUUCCAUAUGAAGGUUCUUCCUAAGUAAGUACAUCUGAGUAGCCUCUGGUGCUGUUAAGUGGGAGUAGUGUGGACGUGCCUGUGAAUUUGAUUUUAAGGCUCUUACGGCAAGGGGAUAUGAAUGUGCAACUUGGAACAAUGUUACUGAGUACACAGAUGAGUACACACGAGGCAGUCAUACAAAUCAUGCAAAAAUGCAGCACUUUAAGGUUAGUUACAGCUCUGUGCCCUACUAUGCCAGACACAAGUGUGCCUCGGUACCUGAUACUGUGUUGGUGUAGAGACUGAAGGCUUGGGUACAUGAGGUGUACAGCACAGACCAUUCAGAGUAGAAGAGUAGUUACAUGUGUCCACAUAUCUAGGAGCAGGUCUGAGGUCUUUCUGUUCAUGUUGCUCAAAUAAAAUCUUGAAGGAUGCUAAAAAUAAGUGCAAUAAUCUUUUGAGACCUGUUCCCUGGCUUGGGUCAGCUCCUCAGUUUCCUUCUCUAAGAUUUUAGCACUCUAAUAUAUUUAGUAUUUGUAUAAUAAUUGUUAAUAUUUCGUGUAACCUAGUGUAAGCCUCUCCUGAACUAUUCCAGGAUAAUUCGAAUAAUCUGCAGUUGCAUAUAUCUGUACUUUAAACAGAAGGUUUACAGACCUUAAAAGCUUUGUACAAUAUUGAUGGAUGAUCCAGUGAGGUAAGACAAGUGACAUUUACUGGAUUUAAACAGAAAACAGCUCUUGUUUGUUUUUAAAUAAAAUUUAUGUCUAUCUGCUUAAUUGAGAGGUUAUUUUACCCCUUUCUUCUGACUGUUAUGAUGGUACUGAUCACAGUUUAUAGUUAUAUAUGUUUAGGUGAAAAUGUAAUUUUUUACACUACACUUUUACAGGACACAUAUCAUAUUGAAUUUCCUUGACAAAAGCUGUAUUUAUGAAUAAGAUGCAAGUAUGUGAAGCAAGUUUUGCCAUUAAUAAAAGUGUGACAAUAUCAUGCUGAUGAUGUAUGUUGUCCUCAGAAUUGCCAGUGGGGAUCAGAACCAAAAAUGUUUCUAGCCUUGUGUCCUGCCUCCAGUGCUGGCCACGAAAAAGAUGCUGCAAAACAAAGAAAUUAUACAGUAACCCCAUUUUUCACUAGAAUUUUUUUGGUUUUGAACUUGUGGUUUCUUUCAACCUCUUCAAUCCCUUGUGACUAUGAGUUCUAUGCUGUAAUAAUGUUUUGUGUGGAGAAGGCGAUCUUUUAUUUGUCUCAGAUCUGUUUAUUAAAGAAUUGCUACUGUAUUUGAACAGUACUAAAAGUACUGUAAGAUGAAGAGUAAUCCACUUCAAAUCAGUUUGUAAAUGUCAUGAGAGAUUCUAAUGACAAAAUACCUGUUUAGGCAGAAAAUGUCCCCUGUUUCUUCUGUUUUUAGGCAGAAGAUGUCUGCUUAGGCAGAAACUUGUCCUAAAUUGAUGACAAUGCUACCUUACUUAUUCCUUCUGAAUACAUGUUUGCACAUAAAACCCUCUGUAGACUAGUGCUAAAAGUGUAGAUUAAGUGUUAAAAGUCAGAUUGCAACUGCAAAACAAGGUUGAUAUAUUUUUUCUUACCUGUGUAAAAGCAAAAUCAGUCAAAUGGAAAACCUAUUCCUAGCCCACGUAUGAGUGAGCUACCUCUGGAUUUGGAGCAUCAGUGAAUCUAACAUUGUGAUCACAAAGAAGAUGGAAACCAUUCCACAUUUUGGUAAUUUGUUUUGAUACGUGUUCACAGUUCCAAUUGUAAUUGGAGUAACUGGUCAAAAGGUAUUUUUUAUGGCUGUCAGAGUCUGAAAAUGGGUCAGAAAAGGCCUAAGCAUAUACAACCCCCCUCAAUUCACAUUAUGGUCAACACCAUAGUUUCACUAUUUACAGAUAUUUAGAUGCAGUUUCUCCAAGGGGAGUGCACAUUGUGUCUCUGUAAUAUCUUUGUGCUCAGUAUUGGCUAUGAACUGUUUCUUUUCUUGAAAGCUGUGUUCCGUUUUCAGCCCUUGUUCUUAAGUACACUUAGUUAAGACCUUUGGUGAAAGCAAAAAUUUACCUUAAAGAGUAUGUUUAAUACAUGCUGUAUGUAAUGGACUCCUAAAAUUUAGUUCAAUAGAGACCUCAUUUCUUCUUAGAAAUGUGGCUCUUUAAUUCUACAAUGCUUACAAGUUCAGUGGUGUAUUCAUCAACUAAAAUUUAUUGUGAAAUAUACUGAAUGUACUUACUACUGUGGCUAACCAUGUGAAAAUUAUUGUUUUGCAGUGAAAAAGGUUAUGGCACUUGUAUUUUUGGGACCUGCUGAAGCAUGUUUGCUAAUAAUUCGUUGCUCUUUUUUUUUUCUGUGUUUUAAGGUAUUCCACGGUUGUUUGCCCUUUUCACGGUUUGAUUUUGGCAACAGAUGAUUAAGCAUAGUUUUGAACUAUAAAAUUUGAAAAUAUCAUAGACUUCAUUGUUGAAAUGUAUUCUAAGGAAAAAGUGCAGUAAAAAGACAAAGCCCCAAAGCCCAACAAUUUUCACUUGCAAAAUUGAACAGCUCUAUGUCAGUUUUUAUGAAUGGUCCUGCUCUCUUCUCUGUAUUCCUUUGCAGUGUUUAAUUACAGAAUGCCGUGCAUGUUUGGAAGUACCAAUACCAUGUGUAUGUGGUAGGAGUGGUAACCAGUUUCUGGAUUUGUAAUGCACUAUAAAGAGGUAUUUUAUAAUUCUGCAUCUGUAUGGCAGUGUUAAGCCAAAAAAAAAUUGUAUAAACAUGAAAAGCAAUAGUUUAUGUUGCUUACUGCUAUAUUUUAAAUAAUUUGUAAAAUGAAAUACUUGGAUUUCCUUUCAGGUAAAUAUAUUUUUCAUAACAGCAGCCAAAAACUCUGAACUAAUAAAGCUUCUUCAUUUAGCAGCAUUGUUUUAGCAACAUAUAUAGAUAUUGUGUAGCUGUAAUAGUGUGCAAUUGCUGUUUGGUGCUUGUUUGUAAAGUCUUCUGUAAAUAUAUUAACACUUAAAAGUAGGGAA
Lonchura striata (white-rumped munia) is the source of this 7678-nucleotide messenger RNA. It is a transcript of the gene OGFRL1, whose product is annotated as opioid growth factor receptor like 1. Gene Ontology annotation, molecular function: opioid growth factor receptor activity. Gene Ontology annotation, cellular component: membrane. The record is from RefSeq and is a predicted model, not a curated record. NCBI's taxonomy places the organism in Eukaryota, Metazoa, Chordata, Aves, Passeriformes, Estrildidae.